This is a messenger RNA of Aspergillus caelatus, 1428 nucleotides long. Its product is annotated as glutathione S-transferase family protein. The transcript is spliced from 3 exons. Lineage: Eukaryota; Fungi; Ascomycota; Eurotiomycetes; Eurotiales; Aspergillaceae. Bases 604 to 1239 code for a protein of 211 amino acids. The record is from RefSeq and is a predicted model, not a curated record.
AAACAUUAUCACCUAGGCUAGCCCAUCCAUUGGCUGCAGAUCGCCCUGUUUGCUGGUCUGUGUUCCUUGACACUUUGUGGAGAACAGACCAGGAAGUCUGCUGAACACGUUGCAGCACUUCUGUCGAAUAAUUUGGUGAUCGUACACCAAAUCAUGAACCCGUUCAGGGUACCGCAAAGAGGUUUUGAGUAACCGUCUGAGAUUAUCAUGAUGUCAACACACAUUGGCCGGAAGUGAAAGAGCGACAAGCUAUCGAUAGGCUCGGAAUUGACAAUUGACCAAUGCUUGUUUGGGAGGGGCAUGAUCCUUCGUCCCGUGCAUGGCGUCAUAAAUCGUCGCUAUCAGCGAAGAUCCUAAUUAUCAGUUAGAAGUGGUCGAAGAAACAAGAGUCAAAAGAAAUUAAGUUUGGUCUGUUAGCGGUGUGCUUCGCCCACGUGCGCAGCUCACGAGAAAUGAGGGGUUUCUUUUCUUUUUAGGCUACUAAACAACUAAACUCAGCAAUACCCCUCGCCAGAAUUUUUUUGCUUAAUUUUUUUUUCUCUCCGUUAGACUUAUUUCCAAGAAUUCUUCGCACUCAAUCUCAAUCACAUCACGACUGUCACAAUGAACGUCUUCCAAGAGCAACGAGGAAUGAUCUCUCUUUUCGCCUCCGAAGGCAAAAGAGAGGGAGCGAUUGUUGCCGUCAUCCUCGAGGAACUCAAACUCCCCUAUCGCCUUCAUCUGAUCGAAAAAGCAGAAGAUAUUGAUGCGAAAAGCCUCCCCGUGCUCAGGAACAUCCAAAGCGACGGCGAGUCCGUCGAUCUUUCCGGGUUCCACGAUGUUGUGUCGUACCUGAUUGCGCGCUAUGACACAGCGCACGAAGUGUCCUAUAAGAAGGGCUCUAAGGAGGAUGAGGAGGUCAAUAAAUUAGUCGCAUCUUUAACUGAGCCCAAUGCAGCCCAUCCGGAAGAGCACCGCUUCGACCUCGAUGCAAAGGAUGAUGGCAUCCCCUUCGCCAGAAAGGCUAUCAGCCUGUAUCUUCACCUUGAGCAGCAUCUGCAGAAGUCGCACAGUAACUACCUUGUGGGCAAGAAAUGCACCCUUGCCGAUCUCCUCCACUUUCCCUACGUGGCUGCCGCAGGCUCAGCUGGCCUCGACCUUGAGAGGUUCCCGGAGCUGACAAUAUGGUUCGAUCGGGUUUACCAGCGACCGGCAGUGCAGAAAGGCUUCGCUGCUGCUCAUAUGAAGAUCCGGGGGUAGAACUGCUCGCCUAUCGCCAACUGACCACACCAUUAGUUGUCAGUUGGCAGAGGCUGAAGUGAUGUGUAGUGGACCUUUCGCUCUUUUAUUUCUCUUCAUAAUUGUAACCACUAUUCACGUUUUCUGUAUAGAGUAGUGUACGCUAUAGAUAUAUACUAGGUUGCUAUAGAUCAAGGUCAGCGAUUUGUA